This is a messenger RNA of Ornithodoros turicata, 555 nucleotides long. RefSeq lists its product as uncharacterized. Bases 1 to 555 code for a protein of 184 amino acids. The record is from RefSeq and is a predicted model, not a curated record. NCBI's taxonomy places the organism in Eukaryota, Metazoa, Arthropoda, Arachnida, Ixodida, Argasidae. The transcript has a single exon.
AUGCCCAGGGUGAACUUUUCCUGGGUGCACCCACCCCUCGACGGUCCUCCCACCCACCCACCCACCCACCCACCCCUCUACCCACCCCCACGACGCUUCUUCCACCCACCCCCACGACGCUUCUUCCACUCACCCCCACGACGCUUCUUCCACUCACCCCCACGACGCUUCUUCCGCCCACCCCCACGACGCCUCUUCUACCCACCCCCACGACUCUUCUUCCUGCAACUUUUCUUGUGCCAUGCUCAUACCCACAUCGAACUUUACCUGGGUGCACCCACCCCCACGACGCUUCUGGUGCCAUGCUCAUGCCCAGAGCGCCCCUUGCCCCACCUUGCCUCUUCCACCCAACCCCCAUAUCACCUUCACCCAGACUCCUCCAACCUCCCAAGCCACAGCUUACUAUCCCAUUAUCUAAAAAGUCCCCACGUGGGACGUGGCCCUACCAUAAUCCUCUCCCGAUUCCCGAGUUCCAGGGGUGGCGCCAGAGGGGGCCCUUGGAUGCGUGGCCGGGCCGAGCCCGUUCGCCCUGGGGGUCCUACUUACUCCAACUGA